GCGCCCUUAACCCGGUGUUUGACUCCCACCGACACACCGUCUGUUCGUCUGACCGGGACACCUGCUCCGAGCCUCAGAAACGUGACAGAAGAAGGAUGUCGAAAGAGAAGACGCAGAAUCCGCCUGCUGACCGCGGCCAGGCUGUAAAACUCAUCAUCUUUGUGCUCGGUCUGGGAACCCUGCUGCCCUGGAACUUCUUCAUCACGGCCUCGCAGUAUUUUAACGAGCGUCUCGCACCACCAAACGUCACCUCUAACAGCUCGUCAGGCGGCACGUCGAAGGACUACAACUAUGACAGCUGGAUGGCUUUGCUCUCCCAGCUGCCCCUGCUGCUGUUCACCCUGCUCAACUCUUUCCUGUAUCAGUGGGUCAGGGAGCGCCUCCGUGUGGCCUUCAGCCUGGUCGUCAUCUUCCUCCUCUUCGCCCUCACUGCCGCUCUGGUCCAGGUCCCCAUGCAGGCGGACACCUUCUUCUCCGUCACCAUGGCAACCAUCUGGUUCAUUAACAUGUGUGGUGCGGUGCUGCAGGGCAGUCUGUUCGGGGUGGUCGGCCUGUUCCCUCCUUGUUACAGCACCCUGUUCAUGAGCGGUCAGGGUCUGGCCGGGAUCUUCGCUGCCUUCGCCAUGCUGUUCUCCAUCUUAACCAAACCGGACCAGAGCUCGGCUGCUCUGGGAUACUUCAUCACUCCGUGCGUGGCCACUCUGGGGACGCUGCUGUGCUACCUGCUGCUGCCUCACCUGGAAUUUGCACGUUUUUAUUUGAACAGAAGUCAGUCUGACGACGUGGAGACGACGAAGGAGCUCAUCGGCACCACAGAAAAAGGCUUGAACAACAAUCAGAAACACUUCCAGGCCAACGGAGGGUUGAUCAGCGAGCGGGAGGAGAGUCAGGAGCGUUCCUCCGUCCUGGCCGUCUUCAAGAAGAUCUGGCUGAUGGCUCUGUGUGUGACGUGUGUGUUCGCCGUCACCCUGUCGGUGUUUCCUGUCAUCACAGUUCAAGUUCGGACGGUUUACAAGGACAACGCUGCCUGGAACAAAGUGUUCACCUGCGUUUGCUGCUUCAUCGUCUUCAACGUCAUGGACCUUCUGGGUCGCGGCGCCCCGUCCCUCGUCCAGUGGCCGUCCAAGGAGAGCCGCUGGUUUCCAGCUGCUGUGUUUUCUCGCCUGGUCUUCAUCCCUCUGCUCAUGCUGUGCAACAUCCAGGGAUCCAACCUCACCGUCCUCCGUCACGACAGCGCCUUUGUCGUCAUCAUGGCUCUGUUCUCCUUCUCUAACGGAUACCUGGCCAGCCUCUGCAUGUCCUACGCUCCACAGUUGGUGCGCUGUAAGGACUGCGAGACCGCCGGCUCUCUGAUGACCUUCUUCCUGGUUCUGGGUCUGGCUGUCGGAGCUUCCUUCUCGUUCCUGCUGGGAAAGCUGGUGAAGACGACUUGAUGAAACUUUAAUCGUGACUGACUGGUGGAACACUGGAAUGAAACGACUCAUUUGAUGAAACAGCUCGAACACAAACCAAGUACAAGCACUUUGAGUUAGCGCUGUUUUUUUUGUUUUUUUUAAUUCAGAAUUGUGAAAGCAUUAUUUCUUAUCUCGAUCAACACACCUACAUCUCAGAUGACUUCUGUAGUUACUGAUCGGUGCUUUUAUUAAAGCUGGAGUCGGCUGGAAAAGUUAAAAUUUGAGCAUACG
Molecule: messenger RNA, 1685 nt
Organism: Stegastes partitus (bicolor damselfish)
Lineage: Eukaryota; Metazoa; Chordata; Actinopteri; Pomacentridae
Product: equilibrative nucleoside transporter 2-like
Exons: 13
Coding region: 96-1433 (445 amino acids)
Biological process (GO): hypoxanthine transport; adenine transport; thymine transport
Cellular component (GO): plasma membrane; basolateral plasma membrane
Molecular function (GO): nucleoside transmembrane transporter activity
Source: RefSeq, a predicted model, not a curated record